GAAAAAGAAAAUACUGAAUUGAGAAAACAAAAAAAUGUAUUCAUCGAUGAAAACAAUACGUUACAUUCACAAGUAGAUCGUAAAGAUUCAGAAUUGGAACGUUUGCGUACUGAGUUUGAAUCUCUUGGUUCACAAUUACAAGUUGCAAUUGCUGCCAAGUGCCAAGCAUUCACUGAAAUAGAAGAAGUAAGAAGUCAUGAAAUGUCUCUGGAUUUCAAAGAAAAACGAUUGGAACAAGAGAGAGCACUUUUAUCUCAGCAAAUGGUUGGUCUUGAAGAAGAAUUAUCGAAAAGAACAAAUGAAUUACAAAAUACUAGAUCAGAGGCAUCUGCUAGAGCAUUGCUUACUCAUACCAGGCUGAGUCAGUGUGAAGAAGAACUGAAGAUCACGAAUGAAUCAAUAAUACAAGCACGAGAAACUAAUUCAAUUCUGCAGCAUCGCUGCGAAGAGUUAGCUCAGAAAUUAGAUGAUCAAAGGAAUCAUGAAUUAAUUAUGCAUGCAUCUUAUAAAGAAGAAGUUACAGCACAAACUAGAUUAGCAGAUCUUUACAAGGGAAUGGCUGAUGAAGCAAAUUCAAAAGCUGAUGAUUACAGUAAUGCAGUAAAAGAGCUACAAGGCUUAUUAGAGCAUGCCACUGAACAAUAUGGAAUAUUAGAAUCAAAGUAUAAUCAGACCUUAAUUAAUCAUGAUCAUGAAAUUAAUGAUAAGCAGAAAAAUAUUGAUGAAUUAACGAAGGAACUUAGUCUAGCUAAUGAAUUUUUAAAAACUAUGAAGCAAGAACGUUUAGAUCAGGCUGUAGAACAACUUGCCCCAACAGCAGCUAUUGCAAGUAGAAUAUUAAAGAGAGGUUUGAGCUUAACACAAAUUUAUACUCAAUUAGUAGAGACAAUGAAUGAAUUAAGUUUAGAAAGAGAAGAAAAUGAAAAACUAAAAGCUCAAAUGGAAAUUAUCUUAAAAGAAUUAGAAGAAAAAGCACCAAUUUUACAACAACAAAGGGAGGACUAUGAAGCUGCUAUAGCUAAUGUAACUAGUCUUAGUUUACGACUAGAUGAAUUAUUAUCUGAAAACACUCGCUUACAAGAAGAUACCGAUGAAGCUAAAAGAUUAACUAAUCAUCAUUCUAAAGAAAAUCAGAGACUAAAAUCAGAAUUAGCUGAUCUUGCGAGGCAAGUUUGUUAUUUAUUAAAGGAAGUUCAAGAGAGUCGUAUAAAUAAUACUACUACUAUAGAACAUAGUUUAAUGAUAACAGAUGAUCUUGCAUCUUCUCAAAUUAUUAGUAAAAAUUUAGUUACAUUUAAAGAUAUUGAAGGUUUACAAGAAAAUAAUCAAAAAUUACUUUCAAUAGUAAGAACUUUAUCUUCUAGACAAGAGGAAAUUGAAAAAGCUACUGAUCAAAUAAAUUCUGGUGAAAUGAAAGAAAAACUUGACAGGUAUAUCGAACAAUUGACUGAAAUGCAAGCAGCUCAGGAUAGACAAACACAAAUGUUAGAAGGUUUAUUAAAACAACGCGAUAUGUAUAAAAGCAUGUACCAACAAUGUAUUAAUGAAGCCUGUAAUAUAAAAAAUUCAGAAAUAAAUGAGCAUAUUAACAAUGAAGACCAAGAUACUCAGGACAAAAAAAUAACAAAUUUACCAAAUGAAUGCAAACAAAUAAAUGAUGAAGUAAAAAACUUAUAUAAACAAGUUCAAGAAUCUGAAGCUAGGUUUAAUCAAGUACGGAAUGAUUUUGACAUAUAUAGAAGAGAUAAAAUUGCCCAUGAACAAAUGUUGAGCGAUGAAAAUGAAAGAUUACGCAAAGACACAGAAAAGAAUUCAAUUCGUUGUUGUCGAUUAAAAGCUCAACUAGAUUCAGCUAAUGAACGAUUCAGUCUUUUGCAGGGAAAUGUUGCUACAUAUAAAUCUCAAAUUAAAGUUUUAGAAGAAAAAUGUAAUAAUUAUAGCACAACAAUUGGUAAACAUGAACAAAGCUUAAUGAUACUAAAAGAUGAAACCUUAAGCGCUCAAAGUAGAUUAUCAAAAACAGAGGUACAAUUACAAAAUUUAAAACAAGAGAGGCAGCUAUUACGAGAUUCUGAAGGGCGUCUUUUAAAAGAGAGAGAAGUUUUACAACGGGAGAGACAUACGAAUGCUUUACUAAAAGCAGAUAUUGAAGCAAUAAAAACAAGUUUAGAUCGUGUUCAAGCAGAAGGGCAGUUACGCAUGGAGCAGCGAUUAGACGAUGCUUCGAGAGAAUGCGCUGCUUUAAGAAGACGAUUGCAGGAAGAACAAGAUCGAUUCAGAGAAUUAUCUUUACAUUUAGAAAGACAAAUGAAUACAACAAAAGAUCGAUUAACUGAAGAAAAAUAUCUUAAUGAAAGAAUUCAAUCAGAACUUAAUACUUCUCGAUUAGCCGAGCAAGAGUACUUAAAGAGAAUAGAUGAUUUAAAUUCUCAGCUCAAACAAGCAUCUGUAAACACUAUUUCUCAAUCCAUUACAGGAGAUAAUGAUAUAAGUAAACGAGUAAAAGAGUUAGAAGCUCAACUUGCUUGCAAUCAAGCAGAAAUAAAAUGCCUGUCUGACCAAUUAAAAACAGCUCGCUUUCAAAGCCAACAAUAUUGCGAUAUAGCUGAGAGCUCGGAAUCACAACUUCGAGAAGCAACGAUGCAAUUUAGUAAAUCAAAGGAAGAACUUGAAAAUAAUUUAAUUAUGGCUCGAGAUGAAAUUACAAUUUUACAAAAUAGGAUAAAACAGUUAGAAGAAAAAAUACCAAAUAAAUCAAUUGAACAAGAAAACGAUUCUGAGAUAAGAAAAAAAUUAGCUACCGCAGAAAAACAUAUUGAAGAACUUAAUGAAUUGAAAAGUGAACUGGUUAUUGCAAAAACUGAUUUACAAAACGCUUCAAGUGUAGCAGCUUCUGCAGAAAAUAAAUAUGCUCGAGAAAUGAUUUUACACACUGCUGAUCUCCAAAUACUAGCUAAAUUAAAGGAAGAAAAUCAAGUAUCUAACGAAAAAAUGACAGAAUUAAUUUUGCAAAGAAACUCAGCUAAAGAGGCAUUAGAAGUUGAAAAAUCUAUGUGGCUUGAACGAGAAACUUAUUUACAAAAUGAAAUUCAGAAAUUACAAAAUAGAUUAGAAGAUUUAGAUGCUCAAAAUGUUAUUCUACAUAAUCAAAUUCAAGAAUUAAGUGAGCGAACAGCUAUAGUCCACAGUCAAAAACAAUUGAAUAUUGAUGGUCACCAAAGUCUGAACACAAGUUUUGAAUAUAUGAAUCGAAGCUUUAAUGAUGAAGAUUCAAAAUCAGCAGAACAAUUAUUACAAGUUAUGAAAUACUUGCGUCGCGAGAAAGACUUAACUUUUGCUAAAUUCGAUGUUCUUAAGUCUGAAAAUAUGAGACUGAAAUCUGAGGUUGAGCUUGCAGAAAAACGAAUUGAAGAAAUAAAAAAAUUGCUUGAACGCGAACGUGAAAAUAAUGAAAUACAUGUAGUAACAACAUCAAAACAUUCAGAAUUAUUACGAAAAGUUGAAACAUUGAAUGCUAUAACAGAUUCUAAUAGAAUCCUCCGUGAAGAAAGAGAUUCUCUUAAUCUUAAAAUUAAAGAUUUCAUAAAUAAGUUAAACUUAUUAACAGAUGAAGUAGCACCAUUACGCGAAAAAUCUCGAGAUUUAGAAGCAAAACUUGAGUCACUUUUACAAGAAAAUAGUAGUUUGAAAGGUGAAGCUAUGAGAUGGCGCCAAAGAGCGAAUACAUUAGUAGAAAGAGCCAAUAAAGCAAGUCCGGAUGAUUGGCGCAGAUUACAAACGGAGAGAGAAAAUCUGAGCAAGCUUUUAACUUCAGAGCGUGAAAUACAUAUUAAACGUAUUGAAGAAUUAAACUGCAUAAAAAAUGAGAAAAUUAGAUUGGAAGAACAAUUACAUCAAACUCAACGUCAAUUAAAAUCACAUGAAGACGUAAUAAUACAAAUGACAGAUGAUGUAAAUAAACUUAGUGAAGAUCUUAAUGAUUUUAUUAUUAACUCAAAUGAGAAAGGGAGAGAUUUAACGAAUUUGAGAAAAGAACUUUCUGAUAAAGAUGCUAUGCUCACUGAUUUAAAAAACAAAGAAAUUCAAAUUCGAAGAAUAGCAAAGAAAUAUAAGACUCAAUAUGAAGAAUUAACAAAAACAGUGGAAGAAGAAAAAAAUCGAAUAGAUAACCGACAAGUAUUUCAAACUAAUAUAAAUAAAAUAGUAAAUGAAGAUGAUAUACAGGUUAGUCUAGAAAAAGAAGCACAAUUAAAAGAAGAUAGAUUGGAUUUAAAACAAGCUAACGAUCAAUUGAAUUUAGAAAAUGUUGAAUUACGUCAACAGGUCUUAGUCAUACAGUCUGAAUCUGAAAACUUAAAAAAAGAAAUUGAAAUAAUUAAUAAAGUUAGCCUUGAAAAAGAAGAACGGGCUAAACAAGUUCUUAAAGGAGCCCGAACUAAGAUCAUGCAACUUACUGAAUAUAAAAAAGUCUGUGAAAAGGAAAUUCACGAACUUAAAGAGAAGCUUAAUUCGAGUACAAAUGAAUGUGAAUCAAGCUUAAGUGAAUAUGAAUCUAGACUUACAACAUUAAAAUCACAAAUGGAAGGACGAAUUAUGCGUCUUGAACACGAGCGAUCUGAACUCCAAGUUGAAAAAGAAGCUUUAUUACAACGAGCAACACAAUAUCAAAGGCAAAUAUCCGGUCAAAGCAAUCUUGGCACUGGAAUAAGUGAACCUCCAACUGCAAACAUUAAACCAAUGUCAGCACGGACAGAAACACCUUUAGCUAGUAUUCGUCCUAUGAGUGUGGUUGUACAAUCUCGUACAGCCGCUGUUCUCCCUACAACUGCAGGGGCUCCACUUCUGCUAACAUCCCAACAAUCUCAACAACAAAUUGUGCAUACAACUGAAACAAGUUCUCCUACAAGUUCUCAUAUGGAUUACCAGCCAGCUAGUACAAGUAGACAGUUGUUAGUACAACCUCAAUUAAAUGAAUCAGCUGAAUCUACGCAACGUGAAGAACUAGAAUCUGUAGAUCCAUUAUCUACGCAACAGCAACAACAACAGCAACAACAAACUGUGGCGUUAGUUAGUCCACGAGUUGAUCAACAACAGCUACAACAACAACAACAACAACAACAACAACAACAACAACAAAUACUUCCAGGUGAUCAACAACAAACUGUACCUAGUAGUUCAACACAAUCAGUAAGCACUUCACAUACUUCCGUAUGUCAUAAACGCCCAAGAACUUUAGAUUCAUCAGCCGGCUCUACUUUAAACGAAAAUCUAGAUCAUACACGACAAGAACAAAUAUCAAGCCCAAAGAGUAAACGGAGCAGGCAACAAGAUCUACCUACCACACCUGCAAGUGCAUCGGAUAUCGAAUAUCAGGUUCCAACAUCUAGUCAAAGAGAUCACGAUGAAGAAGGUGACGAAGGUUGUGUUGUUGUAGUUGAUUGUGAUGAAGGAGGUGGAGCACAUCAACCCCCAGAAGAAGAAGAAUUCGAUAACGAUCCUUAUGAGGAAAUUGAAGAGGAAGAGAUUCCUUAUAACGUAGAAGAAAGAGAUAAUAAUGAGGUUGAAAUAAUUAUGGAAGAAGAUUCUACAAGUGCAGAAAUUUCUAGACAAAUUCAAUCUGGACCUCCAUCAAAUCAGCAACAACAAUCUGAAGCAAUAAGCAGUGCAGGGCCAACUGGUGAGCCGCCCUCUUUCGUAUCACGAUCGUCAAGAGGGAUCGCUCCAAUGCCUAGAACGCAGUCACAACAUUUGCUACUUCCACAACAAGGAUAUGAAGAUGGAGGCGAUGACUGUAUAGUUCCUAGCACACCAACAUUAUUUAUGCCUAGAAGAAACGAUGGCUUUGGCGAAGCAGUUAGCUCACCACAAGUACCUCAAGGAAGAUUUACAUUCGGAGAUCCUUCGACAUCUGUUUCAGCAUCAUCAGGACAAACGCAUAGCAACUCAACCAAUUGUGGAACCAGAACAAUAUUUAGUUCAACUAGUUCAGGUUUAGCUCAAGUUAUGCGAGAAGGAAUGGAUGAUACACGAGUAGAUCUUACGCAGUUGGAAGAUAGCGACACUAGCCAUCCUGUUCCAACUACGCCACAACAAGUAUCUCCAAUAAUAGAACAACCCGGAUCAAUUACGAAUAGACCUCCUGAUGAAGAUAUCUCGAUACCAGCUUCGACUGAAUCUCAAACAAAUGUAGGUGAAGAAACUGAUGUAACAAUUGCGCCAGCUGUGCGUAUAUCUUGUGUUCCUGAACAGGAGGAUGAUCAAAGAGAUAUAGUACAUUUGGAACUCACAAAUGAUACAGAAGGAAAUACUGUGGAUAUCAAUAAAAGAUCAGAAGAAACCAGAACUGCAGGAUCGACUGGUGGCGAUGAAGAUAUAAUCGAUGCUGAUAUAGAAAGUAACGAAGAAGUAAAUGAAGAAACAGGUGAUAAUGAUUCAAAAGAAGAUAAUCGUGAAGCAGAAGCUUCCCCUUCUAGUAAUACUAGACAGAGAGCUAUGGCAGCAGCAGCAGCUGCUGCUAGCACUUUAAUGUGUACAAUACGAGGAGCUACAGCAAGACGAUCUGCGAGAACAACUUUUAGAACUACUCGCGCCACAAGGCCAACACCAAUUGUUUGGGAUACUCAAUCUACUCGUGGACAAAAUGUAGUUCGGGGCCAUGCGAUAAGGGGAACAUCAAAUGAAAGUACACGAGUACGUGGUGCUAGAGGCCGUAGAAUACGUUCAAAAUAUCCUUACAAUUAUUAGACUUCAAUUUAUUAUAUUUCAAAAUUAAUAUGUAUAAAAAAAUUUUGUUUUAUAUUGGCUU
This is a messenger RNA of Ceratosolen solmsi marchali, 6805 nucleotides long. It is a transcript of the gene Mgtor, whose product is annotated as nuclear basket protein megator. Lineage: Eukaryota; Metazoa; Arthropoda; Insecta; Hymenoptera; Agaonidae. Gene Ontology annotation, molecular function: structural constituent of nuclear pore. Gene Ontology annotation, biological process: protein import into nucleus; regulation of mitotic spindle assembly; mRNA export from nucleus. The transcript has 11 exons. Gene Ontology annotation, cellular component: nuclear pore. The annotation marks the transcript as partial. The record is from RefSeq and is a predicted model, not a curated record.